ACUCAGCCCUUUGUAAAAGAUCAAGGCUGACACUGCUAUUUUACCUAGCUAAAAUUAUAUGCAUAGAGUUUAGACUAAAUUAGUGGCAGAUUUGAAAUGGCAGACAGACUGACACAGCUACAGGAUGCUGUUAAUCAAAUGGCUGAUCAUUUUUGUAACAGUGUAGGAAUUUUACAACAGUAUUCACCACCAAGUCAAUUCGCUGGAUUUGAGAAACAAAAACAGUCUCCAUCAGACCCUCCACAAGAAGAUUAUCCACAAGUAUUUGCCAAACUGAUAGCAAGAACUGCAGGUGAUGUGGAUCUACUAAUAGAUUCAUUACCUAGUGAAGAAUCCUCUUUAGAGUUACAGUUGGCCAGCUUAAAGAAACUGGAAAAUGAAAAUCAAGAAUCUGCAAAGCAUUUGGAAGACAUUGUCAGUAAAGGAGAGACAUUACUGAGUCAAAUACAGGAAGUUUUACAUGAUAUUGCUGAAUGUCAGCUUCGAUGUCAAGCUUUAGAAUCCAAUACUUGAUAAUAGUAUGAAAAUCUUUUUGUGCAAUGUGUAAAAAAAAACAGAUAAACUGCUUCCUGAUGCAUAUUAGAAUAACAACUUACAUGUUUUGUAAAAACAGAUGUGCUGGGACGGUUUUGAUUUUCUUGCAACAAUGGCUACAGGAGCAAGACGAACUCUGCAGAAAGAAACACCAUUUUCUGUAUAUUGCUGUACAUGUAUAAUAAUCUUGUCAGAAAUAAAUAAUCAUAUUUCAGAA
This is a messenger RNA of Mytilus californianus (California mussel), 751 nucleotides long. Its product is annotated as mediator of RNA polymerase II transcription subunit 21-like. Gene Ontology annotation, cellular component: mediator complex. Gene Ontology annotation, molecular function: transcription coregulator activity. The coding region runs from base 97 to 513 and encodes 138 amino acids. Lineage: Eukaryota; Metazoa; Mollusca; Bivalvia; Mytilida; Mytilidae. The transcript has 4 exons. Gene Ontology annotation, biological process: regulation of transcription by RNA polymerase II. The record is from RefSeq and is a predicted model, not a curated record.